CCAGGGCUCCAAAAUAAACAUCCUCCUUUCACUCCUUUGUAUCGCCAAUUUGAUGCACAGGCAUAUCUCGGAAUAAAAGAAUAAAAGAGAAGAUGUCGAAGGCCAUCUUCGGUGCUGUCUCGGCGGUCCUCCUCGUGGCCGCGGUGAUCGGAGUGGUAGCUACUGUUGUGAGUUCGAAUCAUAAGACCGAUGCUUCUGAGGGUGAUGGUUCACUUACCACCACGUCCAAGUCCGUCUCGGCCUUCUGCGCCAAAACUGACUACCAAGCCGACUGUGAACGCACCAUUGGUUCUGCCAUCAAUGGCUCUUCCUCCCCCAAGGAAGUCAUCCAAGCUUCUUUUCAGGCGGCCAUUGACGAAAUCCAAGCUGCCUUCCACCUGUCCAACAACGUAAGUUUGAAGGCGAAUGACCCGAUGAACAAGGCUGCGUUCAACAUUUGCCGGCAGCUCCUCGAGGAUGCCGAUGAGGAGCUCAAUGCUGCCUUCUCGGAGACUCAUGACCUUCAGGGUCUGGCGAGGAGGACCGAUGACAUCAAGACAUGGCUCUCGGCCGUCAUCUCCUACCAGCAGACCUGUCUCGAUGGCAUCACCGAACCGGAGCUCCAGUCCACCAUGAAGGACGGUCUAAGCACGGCCACAAAGGUCACCAGCAAUGCCAUUGCCAUUGUCGAUGAGCUUAGUUCAUUAUUAAAGUCCUUCAAGAUCCCGAUUAACAUAACCAUGGGCAGUCGACGCUUACUGGUCGAUGAGCAAGGGUACCCUUCGUGGUUCUCGGGCCAUGACAGGAAGCUCCUGGCUGCCCAAGCGCGAGGCCAGCUGACCCCUAAUGUGGUGGUUGCUAAGGAUGGGAGUGGAAAGUUCAAGACGAUCAACGAUGCCGUUAAUGCCAUGCCAAAGGAUUACUCUGGGCGGUACGUGAUCUACGUGAAGGCUGGGGUCUACAAGGAGAAUGUCAUCGUUGGCAAGGAUAAGGUGAACGUCCUCAUGUACGGUGAUGGAUCAAGGAAGACAGUCGUGACCGGGAGCAAGAACUACGUCGAUGGCGUGCAAACUGUUGAUACCGCGACCUUCGCUGCCCUCGGACAAGGCUUUAUCGCCAAGUCAAUGGGGUUCAGCAACACGGCCGGAGCAGAGAAGCACCAAGCUGUGGCGCUCCGCGUGCAGUCGGACAUGUCAGCCUUCUUCAACUGCAGGAUGGAUGCGUACCAAGACACCUUAUACGUGCAGGCCCACCGACAAUUCUACCGCAACUGCGUCGUCUCCGGGACGAUUGACUUCAUCUUCGGCGACUCCUCCACCAUCCUUCAGAACUGCCUCCUGGUGAUGCGACGCCCGAUGGACAACCAGCAGAACAUCUUAACGGCUCAUGGGCGAUCUCAGGCGAAGGAGACCACCGCGCUGGUGAUCCAGAACUGCCGCAUCGUCCCGGACAAGUCCUUGUUCCCGGAGAGGUUGAAGUUCCGCAACUACCUUGGCCGGCCAUGGAAGGCAUACUCGAGGACCAUCGUCAUGGAAUCUACCAUCGGAGACCUGAUCCAGCCUGAGGGUUGGAUGCCGUGGGACGGAGCAAAUUUCCUUGACACGUUGUACUACGCCGAGUACAACAACCGUGGGCCCGGUGCCGGAACCAGCGGCAGGGUGAACUGGCCUGGAUACCAUGUUAUCGGCAGGACCGAGGCACAGAAGUACACGGUGGAGUCCUUGAUCCAAGGUUCCAAGUGGAUCAAGUUCUCCAACAUACGCUACUUUGGUGGCCUUAAAUUUUGAGAUCCGAGAUCCAUGGGAGGUUAGUGUGGAGUGAGCAACCAUGUGGAGUUGGAAAGAUGAGAUUGAGAGGUGGGAUUGAGGCUCCUUGCUUAUGUAUUGACCUGUGAUAUGGCCAUUUUAAUCGAACACUUCGUUCCAGGGUUGAUUUGAUUCCAA
Messenger RNA from Musa acuminata subsp. malaccensis (wild Malaysian banana), 1922 nucleotides. Its product is annotated as pectinesterase-like. Gene Ontology annotation, biological process: cell wall modification. Lineage: Eukaryota; Viridiplantae; Streptophyta; Magnoliopsida; Zingiberales; Musaceae. Gene Ontology annotation, molecular function: pectinesterase inhibitor activity; pectinesterase activity. The record is from RefSeq and is a predicted model, not a curated record.